GUAACCACUUAACACCAGGUGGGCUGUGAGCUCGUCCUCUCAUCUAAGCAAUAAAUAAAAAAGCAGUAAUGCGUUUCGGUCUGAAGGGUAGGGCAGCCGUUGUAACUAUACUGAGAUCUAAGAACUUAUAUCUCAAGGUGGUCUAUGGGCUCCAGUAACCACUUAACCCCAGGUGGGCUGUGAGUUCGUCCACUCAUAAGAGCAAUUAAAAAAAAAGUGGAUCGUAUGCUGGUUUUCAAACAAAGACAAGUAAGAAAAUGGAUACCCAAAUAAUUAUACUUUUGAGAGAGAAAGAGAAAGAUUAAGCCGUAAAAGCAAUUUGAAUCUUAUCUACAGCUCGCGAAAACCAAAGAAAACACUGUAUUCAUAACAUAUACAUUUACGUUGUAGACGUAUAUGGGAUCCAAUAACCACUUAAAAUCAGGUUGGCCGUGAGCUCGUCCAACCACACCGCAAUAAAUAAAAAAAUGCCUGGGUUCCUGAGGCCGACUAGGGCCGACGUACAACUUGCUCUACGCAGGAAUGAAAGUCUUUUUUUUUCUACCUAAGCUGUUUGUGGACUGGCCAGUUUUCUCAGACAUGAUUCUGAGUUCAAUGGCUGCGAGAGGUCAAUGUAAAAUGAAUUUAUUUAUAAAUAUUUGUAUUUUAUAUGAUAAGUAGUGCACUGAGGUUAAUUUCCUGAAGUGAUAAGCGAGAAGACCACCCAUUGUAAUUUUUGUGUAUUUAAUGUUUUACGUUUUUGUUUAUUUUGGUGUACAAUAAAGCAUACGCUCUCUCUCUCUCUCUCUCUCUCUCUCUCUCUCUCUCUCUCUCUCUUUCUCUUAAAUACUAUAGUGAAAAAGUGAUGCUCAUACUCGCAUAGUUUGUUAAAAAUGACGAAGGUUAUAAGUUCCAAGGUUUAUUUAAAGUCAAAAACAUCAGAGAGACUUAAAUAUCGAUAAAUUAGAAGGAUUGAAUAAAAUCAUAAAUAAUAUUUUUUAUUGCUAAUUUAUAUUCGAAAUUCGAAUGGCAAUAUUUACACAAAGAAAUAAAAAAACUUAUAAGUGGCCACGGGAAAUACGGCAACAUGGAACAUGACUGACAAAACAUAGAGGAAGUCUUUACUAAAAGUCAAACAAUGAGAGAUUUACGGAUGUUUCUAUUUUUAGUUAUUUUUUUCUUUCUUCUUCUUUUUCUCUACCUUAUCCCACUAGGUGGGGUCGGCACAGCUAAUUUUUCUCUUCCAUUCUCUUCUAUCAGCCGUCAUCUCAACACUCACUCCUCUCUCUCUCCUAUCGUCAUUCACACACUCCAUCCCUGUCUUCUUCGGUCGACCUCUUCCCCCUCUACCUUGCACUACCAUUUCCAUACAUCUCCUAGUCACAUGCAUCUUCUCUCUACGCAUCACAUGUCCAUACCAUGCCAUAACAUUAUCCAUUUUUUUCUUUACACAAUUUAAUGUAUACGAUAUAUUUUAUUAUUAUGAUAACUCCAUAAUGUCAAUUAUAUUAUUUAUUAUUACUAUAAAUAGAUCGGUUAUGUAACUUGCUACUCUGUUCUGGUAUGACUCACUGUGUAUUCCCAUGGCAAUACCUAUGUAUUCACUUUAAAAGAAUUAAAUAUAACCAAUUUCCUCAAUCACGGAGCCUAAAGUAAAUUCAAAAACGGAAUCCAGUUUUAGCUAAGCAUCACAACAAAUCCCCACUAAAGCCGGUUAUUAGUGAUUUAUCUACCAAAGGUCAUUGUUAAGGAAAAAUAGAAUAAAAUCUAAUACAAGACUGUAUCUUGCGGAUUCAAUAUAGAAACUUCUUAGCGACUGGACGUUUCGCUAAAAUGUUUAUAUCCGAUUAUAAUAAAAGUUCGUGCGGGAAAAUGUACAGCUUAAGCAAAGUUUUAUUCCUGAUUGGGAUUUUAGUGUGUACGAAUGCUAAGGAUUAUGAUAAGCAUUGGGCUUUCAUUGGGAAUCCACUUCUUCAUGCCACCCCUUGCAUCGGAAAUAGUGAAGUGUCUAUAUCAUUUGAACCGGGUCUGGCACCGGAGGAAGAAACUAAAUACAAUUUAUUUAUAAACGGCCCUUUCCCCGAACACACGACAAUCAAAAUGAAAUUUGAUUCGCCCGCCAAUGUGACUCUGAGCAACGACAUAGGCAAAUUAGCAAGAGUGUCUUCGUAUGCUGACGGAAUGUUCUUCAUCAAAUACUUUAAAGGCGGACCCUAUUUCAGUGCAAAUGUGAUAGGUUUAAACUUAUCCGUAGUACCUUACCCGACCACUAUUAACUUAAACUUUGUCGAAUACUGCGAGCACCCGGCACUUGGAAUCUUAGAUGGAUAUAUCAACGGAUAUAAAUCAACAGCCUCAUCUACUUAUACAGAACACGAUGACAACUGUGGAAGAAUUAAAAUCUCCGAAAAACAAUGCGGUGGAAACGAAGAAGAACCUAUGCCCUGGCAUGCUCUUAUCAGAGACGACAACUCUACAAUAUGCGCUGGAACGUUGAUAUUACAGAGAUAUGUUUUGACAGCCGCUCAAUGCGUCACAAACUUAGGCGUUGCGAAGAACGCCACAACUCUGUCUGUGGUUCUUGGGAAAUUUAAUAACACCAGUGAUGAAUGCUUACAGGAAAUGGAGGUGGAAACAGUAUUUGUUUACGAUGGAUACAAUUAUGAAAAUGGAACAAAUAACAUUGCGUUGUUAGAACUGAAGAACGAUGUGGUGUUUAACGAAAAAGUCCAACCUGCGUGUCUGUGGGAGUUCAGCGCAUACAAGAAGUUAAAUUUGAAAGACAUCAAGGGAUCUGUCAUAAGCACAACUCUCGGCGAAGAUAUUGAUGAAGGUCUCGAGGUAGUGAAUAUGAAAAAGCUUAAGCCUUUUAAAGAAGUAAAUGUUUAUAGGGAGGAAACAUUUGGAUCCAAAUUCAACGCCACAUCUAUCAAUCAAUCCGAAGCCUGCAAGCUAGUUGGUAGCGGAUUUAUGGUGUUUGUUCCGGAUUCCCGUGAAUUGAAUAGCACCGGAGCGUGGUACAUCCACGGAAUCGUUGCUACGAACGAUUCGACGCUAAAAUGCGAUUCUAGCGAUCCCACUGAUUUCAUCAACUUAGACUACUUCAGAGGCUGGGUCCUGAACAAAAAGAACAGAUCUUAUAGUAUUUAUUAGAUUUGUUAUUUUAUUGAUUGCUAUCGAGUAACAAUAGUUACUAGUGGUCGCCCGGUAGUCGAAAUUCGACUGUAAUUAUUAAUUUAAAUUAUAAGUUUGAACAUUAUUUUGUUUCUAUUGUCAAAGUCUUUACUUCUAUAAUCACAGAUUACGCUAAGGGUACACUAUAGACAAAUAAUAUUAAAGAAAUAAAUAGACUUUUUGGCGGGAACGCGAGGAGUGAAGUU
This is a messenger RNA of Bombyx mori (domestic silkworm), 3359 nucleotides long. RefSeq names its product CLIP domain-containing serine protease B9-like. The transcript is spliced from 7 exons. Bases 1813 to 3132 code for a protein of 439 amino acids. Gene Ontology annotation, molecular function: serine-type endopeptidase activity. Gene Ontology annotation, biological process: proteolysis. Lineage: Eukaryota; Metazoa; Arthropoda; Insecta; Lepidoptera; Bombycidae. The record is from RefSeq and is a predicted model, not a curated record.